Messenger RNA from Prunus armeniaca (apricot), 4281 nucleotides. The record is from the annotation of a GenBank genome assembly. NCBI's taxonomy places the organism in Eukaryota, Viridiplantae, Streptophyta, Magnoliopsida, Rosales, Rosaceae.
AUGGCGGCCGCAUCGAACGGCAGCGAGUUCUUCGAGAUAGAGGCGGGGAGCGAGUCAUUCGCUCGGCCGUCGAACGCGGAGUCGGUGGCAGAGGAUGAGGACGAGCUGAUGUGGGCGGCGAUCGCGAGACUGCCGUCGCAGAAGCGAUCGAACAUGGCGCUGCUGAGGAAGAAGGGCUCCGAUAGGCAUGGCGGCGCUAAGACGGAGACGGUCGACGUGCGGAAGCUCGAUCGGACGAAUCGCGAGCUCGUCGUCAAGAAGGCUUUGGCCACCACCGAUCAGGAUAACUUUCUUUUGCUCUCCGCCAUUAAAGAGCGCCUUGAUAAAGUCGGAUUGGAAGUCCCAAAGGUUGAAGUGCAGUUUGAGAACCUGAAAGUCGUGGCAAAUGUUCAAACUGGAUCAAGAGCUUUGCCUACUCUCAUUAAUUUUACUCGUAAUUUGUUAGAGAAUGUUUUGACUGGUUUGAGGAUAUUUCGACCCAAACGACACUCUUUAAUCAUUUUGAACGACGUUAGCGGCGUUAUCAAACCAAGAAGGAUGACAUUGCUGUUAGGGCCUCCAGGUUCUGGAAAAUCCACUUUGCUUUUGGCUCUUGCAGGGAAACUUGACCCCAACUUAAAGAAAACUGGUAGCAUUACCUACAAUGGCCACAAGAUGAACGAGUUUUGCGUUCAAAGAACUUCUGCUUACAUCAGCCAAACAGAUAAUCACAUUGCAGAGCUGACUGUAAGAGAAACCUUGGACUUUGCAGCUAGAUGUCAAGGUGCAAGCGAAGGUUUUGGAGCAUACAUGAAAGAUUUGGAACGGGCAGAGAAGGAAAGGGGCAUAAGGCCAGAUCCAGAAAUUGAUGCAUAUAUGAAGGCAUCAUCUGUUGGCGGUAAAAAGCACAGUGUUUCAACGGAUUAUGUUUUGAAAGUGCUUGGUCUUGAUGUAUGUUCAGAGACAAUUGUUGGAAACGACAUGCUAAGAGGCGUAUCAGGUGGACAAAAGAAAAGAGUUACCACAGGAGAAAUGGCUGUUGGCCCAAGAAAAGCCCUAUUUAUGGAUGAAAUUUCUACUGGACUUGAUAGUUCUACUACAUUCCAAAUUGUAAAAUGCCUUCGGAAUUUUGUUCAUCUAAUGGAUGCUACUAUACUAAUGGCUCUUCUUCAGCCUGCACCUGAGACAUUUGAACUGUUUGAUGAUCUGGUGCUGUUGUCAGAAGGGCAUGUGGUUUAUCAGGGCCCUCAAGCCCAAGUAUUGGAAUUCUUCGAGUCAUUAGGCUUUCGUCUACCCCCACGCAAGGGAGUUGCAGAUUUUCUUCAAGAGGUGACUUCUAGAAAGGAUCAAUCUCAGUACUGGGCUGAUAAAUCAAAACCCUACGUGUACCUUUCUGUUCCACAAAUUGCUGAAGCCUUUAAAAAUUCCAAAUUUGGAAGGAGUGUGGAGUCUAAGCUUUCUGAUCCAUUUGAUAAGUCUAGCAGUCAUCCUACAGCUUUGUCAAAAUCAAAAUAUGCAGUCACAAGAUGGGAGCUUUGUAAAGCAUGCUUUUCACGAGAAAUAUUAUUGAUCAGCAGGCAUAGGUUUCUUUACAUAUUUAGGACAUGCCAGGUUGCAUUUGUUGGAUUUGUCACUUGCACAAUGUUUCCGCGAUCGAGACUACACCCAACAGAUGAGGGAAACGGCGAACUUUAUCUUUCUUGCUUGUUUUUUGGGUUGGUGCACAUGAUGUUUAAUGGAUUUUCUGAGCUGUCUCUCAUGAUAUCGCGGCUUCCAGUCUUUUACAAGCAAAGGGACAAUUUCUUUCAUCCUGCGUGGGCAUGGUCUAUAGUUAGUUGGCUUCUGCGUGUUCCAUACUCUGUUAUUGAAGCUGUUGUAUGGUCUUGUGUUGUAUACUACACUGUUGGUUUUGCUCCAGCUGCUGGGAGGUUUUUCCGUUUCAUGCUUUUACUAUUCUCAGUGCACCAAAUGGCUUUGGGUCUCUUUCGGAUGAUGGCAGCUAUUACAAGGGAUAUGGUCAUUGCCAAUACAUUCGGAUCAGCUGCACUACUAAUUAUAUUUUUGUUGGGUGGAUUCAUCAUUCCGAAAGCAAGCAUUAAGCCAUGGUGGGUUUGGGGCUUUUGGGUAUCACCACUAUCUUAUGGGCAACGUGCUAUUUCCGUCAAUGAAUUUUCUGCUACAAGGUGGAUGAAGAAAUCUGCCAUUGGUGAUAACACUAUUGGGCACAAUGUUCUCCAAUCACACAGCUUACCAAGUGGUGAUUAUUAUUAUUGGAUUGGAGUUGCUGUUUUAUUGCUUUAUGCAGUGCUUUUCAAUGGCCUUGUGACUAUGGCCUUGCUAUACCUAAAUCCACUUAGGAAAGCCCAGACAGUGAUUCUCGUUGACGACACAGAAGGGAGCCCUCCUGCAGAUGUGGACGGUAACAAAGAAUCAGAUCCAACAUUAGCCGGAGAUAACAGCCCAAAAAAGGGAAUGAUCUUACCAUUUCAGCCAUUAACAAUGACUUUCCAUAAUGUCAAUUACUUUGUUGACAUGCCAAAGGAAAUGAAGUCGCAAGGUAUACCGGAAGAUAGGUUGCAACUCUUGUCAAGUGUGAGCGGAGUAUUCUCACCAGGUGUUCUUACUGCUUUAGUUGGGUCGAGUGGAGCUGGCAAAACCACUUUGAUGGACGUCCUUGCUGGUAGGAAAACUGGUGGAUACAUAGAAGGAGAUAUAAAGAUAUCUGGUUACCCAAAAGAGCAAAGCACUUUUGCCAGGAUAUCAGGAUAUGUUGAGCAAAAUGACAUACAUUCUCCUCAAGUUACAGUUGAGGAAUCUCUAUGGUUUUCUUCUGCUCUUCGCCUUCCAAAGGAAGUCAGCAAAGAGAAAAGACAUGAAUUUGUUGAAGAAGUAAUGAGAUUAGUAGAGCUUAAUACUCUAAGGCACGCUUUGGUUGGUUUACCAGGCAGUUCUGGCUUAUCAACAGAGCAAAGAAAACGCUUAACAAUUGCUGUGGAGCUUGUUGCAAAUCCUUCAAUUAUCUUUAUGGAUGAACCUACAUCUGGACUUGAUGCACGGGCAGCAGCCAUUGUGAUGCGGACUGUUCGUAAUACUGUUGAUACAGGAAGAACAGUGGUCUGUACUAUACAUCAGCCAAGUAUUGAUAUAUUUGAGGCAUUUGAUGCGCUUCUUCUUAUGAAACGAGGGGGGCAAGUUAUAUAUGGAGGAAAGCUUGGUUUGCACUCACAGACAAUGAUAAACUAUUUUCAGGGACUUAGUGGAAUAACUCCAAUUCCCAGCGGGUACAAUCCAGCAACGUGGAUGCUUGAGGUUACUACACCUGCUUGUGAAGAGAGAAUUGGUGAUGACUUCGCUAACAUUUACAGAAAUUCAGAGCAAUACAGGGAAGUGGAAGAGUCCAUCAAGCAAUUUAGUACUCCCCCAGCUGACUCAGAACCAUUAAAGUUUGCUUCCAAGUUUUCUCAAAACACGCUGUCUCAGUUUUGGAUCUGCUUAUGGAAACAAAAUCUUGUAUAUUGGAGAAGUCCACAAUAUAAUUCGAUGAGGUUAAUCUUUACGACAAUCAGUGCAUUGAUAUUUGGCUCGGCAUUUUGGGACAUUGGUAAAAAAAGGGACUCUGCUCAAGCACUAAUGAUGGUUAUGGGAGCUCUUUAUUCUGCUUGCUUGUUUCUUGGGGUCAAUAAUGCUUCUUCAGUGCAACCAAUUGUUUCAAUUGAGAGGACAGUGUUCUAUCGAGAGAAAGCAGCCGGAAUGUAUUCUCCAUUAGCUUAUGCAUCAGCCCAGGGCGUUGUAGAGAUCCCAUACAUUGCUGUACAGACAAUAGUAUAUGGCGUCAUCACUUACUUCAUGGUUAACUUCGAAAGGACACUUCGAAAAUUUUUGCUCUAUAUUGUGUUCAUGUUCCUCACAUUCACCUACUUUACCUUCUAUGGUAUGGCGGCUGUUGGUCUCACACCUUCUCCACACCUGGCCGCUGUCAUUUCUUCUGCUUUCUAUUCUUUGUGGAACCUCCUCUCCGGGUUUCUCGUCCCAAAGCCACAUAUCCCAGGAUGGUGGAUUUGGUUUUACUACAUCUGCCCUGUUGCAUGGACACUUCGAGGUAUUAUCACCUCGCAACUUGGUGAUGUGGAGACCAAGAUGGAAGGUACAUUUCAGGGCACUGUGAAGGAGUAUUUGGAAGUCAGUCUUGGCUAUGGUCCUGGGAUGAUUGGAGUUUCAGCGGCUGUGCUUGUUGGCUUUUGCAUCCUUUUCUUUGGUGUCUUUGCCUUUUCAGUCAAACUGCUCAACUUUCAGAAAAGAUGA